This is a messenger RNA of Hansenula ciferrii, 1050 nucleotides long. It is a transcript of the gene TAP42, whose product is annotated as Tap42p. Gene Ontology annotation, biological process: regulation of dephosphorylation; regulation of signal transduction. Gene Ontology annotation, molecular function: protein phosphatase 2A binding. Gene Ontology annotation, cellular component: cytosol. Bases 1 to 1050 code for a protein of 349 amino acids. The record is from RefSeq and is a predicted model, not a curated record. The transcript has a single exon. NCBI's taxonomy places the organism in Eukaryota, Fungi, Ascomycota, Saccharomycetes, Phaffomycetales, Wickerhamomycetaceae.
AUGACUGAUCAACAACAAAAACCAGUUAAAACCGUUUUCAACGAGGCAAUCAAAGCUUUUAAUGAUUUGGAAAAUUCCACUACAAGACAUGAUUCAGAUGAGUUCAAAUUGCAACUAAAAGAAGUGACACAAAAUUGGUUAGAUUUAAAAGGAAUUGUUCAUAGAUUAAGUUUGUUUAGUAUUAAUGAAUCGCUUGAAGAUUUAGCCACUAGUGAUAUCAAAUAUUUAGGGAUUGAAUAUUAUUUAGCUCAAUUAUACUCACAAAAUUCUGAACCUUCUAAAAUUAAUAAUUUAAAGAAAUCUAUAUUAUUAUAUUUACAAUUUUUGAAGAAUUUAAAUAAUUAUGAAUUAUUAGAAAAAUCAAAUGUUGAUAAAUAUGAAAAAUUAAAAAAUGACCCUUUUGAAAUUAAGACACUUCAUGAUAGUGCAAUGAUUAGAAGAGAUGAAAAAAUUGCAAAUUUUAAAUUAGAAAAAAUUUUGAAUAACAAAUUAGAAUAUUUAAAUAAAUUAGAAUCAAAUGAAUUAGAAUUUCAAAAUACAGAUGAAGAUGAAAUACGAUCAUUAUAUUUUGAUCAAUUAAAAUUCUUCACAUUGAAAACUUUUGAUAAUAUAAGAUUUAUAACUCAAGAAUUAGAAAUAUUACAAACAAUUCCAGAACGUCCAAAAAUUGAACAGCUAGAGGAUGAUGAUCGUGAAGAAACCAAGAAGAAUACAUCAGGUUAUACUGAGAAUUUAGAAUCUUUAAAUCAAUCAAUCUUAUCUGAAAAGGGGAAAAUUUUAAAACCUUUUACAUUAAUGAAGAGACAAGACCUGAAUAAUAAAGUUUAUGGAACAGGUCAAUAUUUACCAACAAUGACUGUAGAGGAUUUCCUUGAACAAGAAUUAGCAAAUGGUGGAAUGGUUACUGGUGGUGGUAAUGAUGGUGAUGAAGAAAGUAGUGAUGAAGAUGAUUUAGAAAAAAAUGAUUUGGAAACUUAUAAAGCUAGACAAUGGGAUGAAUUUACUGAAUCUCAUGCUAAAGGGAGUGGGAAUACUAUAAAUAGAGGUUAA